Messenger RNA from Chlorella variabilis, 405 nucleotides. RefSeq lists its product as hypothetical. Lineage: Eukaryota; Viridiplantae; Chlorophyta; Trebouxiophyceae; Chlorellales; Chlorellaceae. Gene Ontology annotation, cellular component: membrane. The transcript is spliced from 2 exons. The record is from RefSeq and is a predicted model, not a curated record. The coding region runs from base 1 to 405 and encodes 134 amino acids.
AUGGCGAAGCUACACGGCGCGGUCCUCUUGCUCGCGCUCCUGCCUGGCCUCGCGGCAGCUGUCUACUGCCCCAUGACCGUCCGGCGCGUGCGGCUGGCUGCCGGCGCAUCACCGCGGGAGGGCCGGGUUGAGCUGUUGGCCGGGUGCGAGGGCAACAAGAGCGCAGAGUGGUACGGCAACCUGUGCCAGCUGGACGUGUGGUAUCGCGACUCAGAGUAUGCCGGCGUGAACCCAGACAACCUCGCCAGAGUGGUCUGUCGCGAGCUGGGCUUCGGCGGCGGCCUACAGAAACGGUUUCGCGUCGCGCGGCGCCGGCCGCAGCUGGCAGGCAAGGUGGUGUGCACAGGGGGGGAGGCCGCGGUGGCGGACUGCGCUGGGCCACCGGACGGGUAUGGCAGACUAUAG